AAAACCCAGGCAAAAAAUUAGAAAACCAAACAAAAAAACUUUAAUUUCCAGCAAAAAAAAUUAAAUACCCCAAGAGUUUAUUUCAUUUCAUGGAUAUUUCAAAACGCAGGUUUUGUUGUAUAAUCUUCUUAUUCUUUUUCGAUCUUGUUUAGGCAACAAUAGACCCCAUCAGAAUUUGUUAAUCUCAGUUUCAAUCUCUCUUUGUUUCUAGAUCUACCAUUUUGAAGAAAAAGCCUUUUUUCUUUUUUCAAAACGCUAAGACUUAUAAAACUUUCAAAGAUUCGUUCUUUACUUGUUUGUUGGGACUUUUCAGGGCACAUCUAAUGAUGGGUUUUUGGAUUUAAGGUUGUAAAUUGGAGUAUCAUACAAAUUUCUCUUUUAGAUUCACAAGAUUAAUGUUGUCUGCAUCCAUCAAUGUGUGUUUGUUAUCUGAAACUUCUGUUGUGGGAUUAAACAUUGAGAAGAGAUCAGAAGAGAAACAGUGGUUUUGUAAAGUUGUUAAUUUUGAGUUGAUGAUUAAUUUGAUUGCUGGAUCAUUUGGAUGAUAAUAUGUAAGUUAUGGUGUCAGCUACAUUUUUGAAAAUUGUUUCACCUUGUUGGAAGCCUGUGGCUGAGAGUGAAAAUUCUAGUAAUGGAGAAGGUUCUGGUCAGGUUGAUGAAUUGUUGUGGUACCAAGAUUCAGGACACCAGGGUAGUGGGGAAUUUUCUAUGGCAGUAGUUCAAGCUAAUAGUCAGUUAGAAGACCAUAGUCAAUUAGAAUCAGGGCCAUUGAGUUUGCAUGAGUCAGGUCCUAAGGGAACUUUUGUUGGUAUUUAUGACGGUCAUGGAGGUCCAGAAGCCGCUCAGUUUGUAAAUCAACACCUUUUUGACAAUAUCAAGAAGUUUACGACUGAAAGUUAUGGGAUGUCCGCUGAUGUUAUCGCUAAAGCAUUUUUGGCAACAGAAGAGGAAUUUCUUUCUCUAGUGAAGCAGCAGUGGCUAAGGAAGCCACAGAUUGCAUCUGCUGGUUCAUGUUGUUUGGUAGGUAUAAUUUGUAGUGGGAUGCUAUACAUUGCGAAUGCAGGUGAUUCUAGGGUGGUAUUAGGAAGACUGGGAAAAAAUGUUAAAGAGUUUAAAGCUAUUCAGUUAUCGAAUGAGCAUAAUGCAAGUAUAGAAUCUGUGAGAAAGGAAUUGCACUCAUUGCAUCCUGAUGAUCCACAGAUUGUUGUUCUAAAGCACAAAGUUUGGCGUGUGAAGGGUAUCAUACAGAUUUCGAGAUCCAUUGGUGAUGCCUAUCUGAAGAAGGCAGAGUUUAACAGAGAGCCUCUAUUAGCCAAGUUUAGACUGCCAGAGCCCUUCCAUAAGCCAAUCCUUAAAGCAGAGCCGACGAUAUUGGUACAGGAACUGUACUCUGAAGAUCAAUUUCUUAUAUUUGCAUCAGAUGGCCUAUGGGAGCAUCUAAGCAAUCAGGAGGCAGUUGACAUUGUCCACAACCAUCCACGUAAUGGUAUUGCAAAGAAGCUUGUGAGUGCUGCACUAUGUGAAGCAGCAAAAAAAAGAGAAAUGAGAUACUCUGACUUGAAGAAAAUUGAUCGUGGGGUGAGGAGACAUUUUCAUGACGAUAUCACAGUCAUAGUUUUGUUUCUUGAUUCCUAUAUGAUCAGUCGCAGCUCCUGGGAUGGCCCCUUGCUUUCAGUUAAAGGAGCUGGUGGUGGUAUGUUUCAAAAUGCCGACACAUAGUUCAACAGGUUCUAAGAUUUCCUUCAUCUUUCCAUUCCUCACUUGUGUUGAAAUAACUUAUUUCAAAGAUUGAACCUGUGAGAAAAAAAAAAAAGUUUCAAUGUAUAGCCAUGGAUCUUGGAGACAUCGAUUAGACAGAUGAAAUGCCCAAGAAAAAUUCUCCAUAGAUUUUGUUUGUCAAUUGACAGAUGAUACACAGAAAAAUGUUACAACAGCUAUGGUCUCAACUGAUGCCUGAAGGGCUUAAAGAAGAUUGCCCAUAAGGUAAGGGUAAAAAUCUGUGGACAGUGGUUCAUCAGAUCAUCAAGUAUAUUGCCAUUGUCCUGAAAGCAAGAAAAGGAAUAGUUGAUGAUGAAACAAUUCUGGGAAUGAAAAUGAAUAGUCAUGAUAUUGUUCAAAACUUGAUGAUACUGAUGAUAUUACACUAUUGAAAUUUCUGUAGUUUGUAACGGCCAGAUUUUGCAUUUAACUAUGUCUCAAAUUUGUUAAUUCUUAUUGUUCUGCCUGUUUGGCUAGGAUUAAAGAUUGUUGUGCCUUGCUUUACAAGCAUGGACUCACAAAGAAUGAGGAAGUUAUUAUGAUUCA
Messenger RNA from Mangifera indica (mango), 2304 nucleotides. RefSeq names its product probable protein phosphatase 2C 38. The transcript has 5 exons. Gene Ontology annotation, biological process: protein dephosphorylation. Bases 559 to 1719 code for a protein of 386 amino acids. Lineage: Eukaryota; Viridiplantae; Streptophyta; Magnoliopsida; Sapindales; Anacardiaceae. Gene Ontology annotation, molecular function: protein serine/threonine phosphatase activity; cation binding. The record is from RefSeq and is a predicted model, not a curated record.